Messenger RNA from Pocillopora verrucosa, 1345 nucleotides. RefSeq names its product protein MIX23. NCBI's taxonomy places the organism in Eukaryota, Metazoa, Cnidaria, Anthozoa, Scleractinia, Pocilloporidae. Gene Ontology annotation, cellular component: mitochondrial intermembrane space; mitochondrion. The record is from RefSeq and is a predicted model, not a curated record.
UACUUUGCACGUGUGUUAAAAUGGCUACCGGUGGGAAAGAGCUGAGUCAGAUGUCAUGCGAAGAUUUUGGGGAAUUCAAGGAAGCAUUGAAGGUUCUUAGACUUGUUGAUGAUACAAUCAUUUACAAGUUAAACACAAGUAUUCCAACAGAUUCCUUUGUUGGAGAAAUCAAUGCUGAACAAAAAUGUCAAGAACUUUAUAAUAAGUUGAUGUCAGGUUACAAGACAAGAGAUCAGGCCAUAAAGAAAUGCAUCACAGAAGUUUCUGAAAACACCAAACAACUUAGAGAAGAAACAGAAAAGAACCCUGAGAAUGGUCAAAUUAUGAGAAAUCUUAAAAAAGAACAAACAAAGCUUAGGUUAAUGCAAACUGAACUUAGUGUUGAAGAGGUUUUACAAAAUAGGACCCUUAAGGCUUUUAAUGGACGAUGCUGGAAGUAUUUCAAACCACAAUGAUGUCUGCAACAUACAAUUACAAUUAAUUCAGUUGAUUUUAACUUGUAUCUUAUCCCAUGUAUGUAUUGAUUUGAUGGGUGUUUCUGUUACUCAGUGAGACUGCAGUUUAGGUAGAGGGGCCAGUGAAGGUUAUUGACUUUGUUGGACUACACAGACAGCAAAGCACCACAGUUGUCUAUCUUUUUUCUUCAUACUUCUUGAUCAAACAACAGAGCCUGUAAAUAUUUCUUUUUCCAUUUUCCUGUGUUUUUGUGGCAGUUUUUCCUUUGGUUAUUAGCGAUGGUUGUCUGUUGAAUUCUAAACUAGGAUCACAGUUGAUGCAUUCAAACCAUACUGUCCUUUCCAGCAAAGCACUUGUACCAAAUGCAUUUAAAUAAUGAUGAAACAAACCUCCACAAUUAACUGUUUUGCUGUUUAUGGUAGUCUUGGGUGUUUCAUUACUCAAGUCAUUGACUUAUGUUCAAGGUGACUUAUUAGAUCACUAGCUUACUUCACACAUAUGGGAUUUAAAAUAUUAUGAAGUUAGUUAUUUAUCACAGUGAUGAGGUAGAAGCAUUGUGUAAUUCUGGGCCUUAGGAUAUCAUUGAAAAAAGUCUUGUAGGGGAGGGCACCACAGAGUUCAUAAUCACUGGUCGCUAAUGAUAGUUUGGAGAAAAUAAAAGCUGUUAGAAUAAUGCAUAACUGAUGAGUCUCAAUGGAAACCUGGAUUAUUUGGUAACUAUUAAAAAGACAAAUAAUAAUAUUGAUAAUGCUCUGUGUUUCUUCACCAGAGUUAGCAUUCAGAGCAUCUUACUUGGAGUUGUUUCUUGGCUGCUUCUCUGUAUGGCUCAUUGAUAUGCACCAAUUGUUAAAACAGAUUCAAUUUAAAAUAAAUAUUUUGUACAGCAUAA